Molecule: messenger RNA, 2967 nt
Organism: Coffea arabica (coffee)
Lineage: Eukaryota; Viridiplantae; Streptophyta; Magnoliopsida; Gentianales; Rubiaceae
Source: RefSeq, a predicted model, not a curated record
AUGGAUAAAACUUGGAUGCAAAAGAAUAGACGAAGCAAAGAAUAUUGGGAUGGUUUGCAAAAAUUCUUAGAUUAUGCAUUCCAGAAUUCAAGUAUAAAUGGGAUGAUAUUAUGUCCAUGUAAAGAAUGUAAGUGUGGUGUAUGUAUUACCAGGGAGAAUGCAGAACUUCAUUUGAAAGUUUAUGGUUUUGUUAAAGGAUACACCCAUUGGGCAGCUCAUGGAGAAUUUGUUUACUCUAGUGCACCAAAACCUACUUCCUAUGAUAUCUCACAUGGGGUACGGGAUGAACUUGAUGACAUGCAUGGUUUGGUUCAUGAUGCAAUGGGAAUUCCUGAACAAGAUUAUACAAGGAUAGAUGGAACUGAAUACAAAAGCCAAUUGCCCAAUGUAGAAGCUGAAAAGUUUUACAAUCUAAUUGAUAAUUCUAACAAAGAGCUUUACUCUGGAUGUAAAAGAUUCUCAAAACUUUCCUUUAUGAUUCGGCUGCUUCACCUCAAAUGCCUUGGUAAACUCAGCAACAAAAUUUUUGAUAUGUUACUUGAUUUGUUGAAAGAAGCCUUUCCAGAUGCGAUGGAUGGUUUGCCUAAGUCUUAUUAUGAAGCUGAAAAGUUAAUGAAGGAAUUAGGACUUGGGUAUGAUAAAUAUGAUGCAUGUCCGAAUGACUGCACUUUGUAUUGGGGGGUAGAUGCAAGAAGAAAGCAUUGUGAAACAUGUAAAGAAUCUAGAUGGGUUAAAUCUGAAAAUGAUCCGACUGGUGAGGGAAGAAAAAUACCGCAUAAGGUUUUAUGGCAUUUUCCCCUAAAACAUAGGUUACAACGCCUAUUUAUGUCCUCCAAAAUUGCAGGCCAUAUGAGAUGGCAUGCAGAAGGUCGUACUAAGGAUGGUAACAUGAGGCACCCUGCUGAUUCUCCAUCUUGGCAAACAUUUGACUUUCAUCAUCCAGAAUUUUCUCAAGAUUCUCGUAAUGUGAGGUUGGGCCUAGCAUCAGAUGGAUUUAACCCAUUCAAAAAUAUGAGUUCAACUCAUAGCACUUGGCCGGUAAUAUUGAUGCCAUAUAAUUUGCCGCCAUGGAUGUGUAUGAAACAAUCGAACUUUAUGUUGUCAUUGUUGAUACCCGGUCCAUUUGCACCAGGAAAUAAUAUUGAUAUAUAUUUAAAACCUCUCAUAGCAGAAUUAAAGGAAUUGUGGGAUGUUGGAGUGAAUACAUAUGAUGCAUCAAGAAAAGAAAACUUUCAACUUCGUGCAGCACUUUUAUGGACCAUCAGUGACUUUCCAGGUUAUGCAAUCCUCUCCGGAUGGAGCACUAAAGGAAAACUUGCAUGUCCUGUAUGCCAUAAAUACACAUCUUCACAGCAUCUGCAAAAUUGGGGAAAAUAUUGCUAUAUGGGGCAUCGAAGGUACUUGGAAAUGAACCAUCCAUUUCGCAAAGAUGCUAAAUCUUUCAAUGGAGCUGUAGAGUAUGGAAAACCACCAAGAAGGUUAAUGGGGUCUACAAUUUUAGAUGAGUUAGCUGGUUAUAGUAUUAAACUUGGGAAGACAGUUAGUGACAAUCCAGAAUUGCCAUUUAAUUGGAAAAAAUUAAGUAUUUUCUUUGAUUUGCCCUAUUGGAAAGACAAUAUGAUACGUCAUAAUCUUGACGUUAUGCACAUUGAGAAGAACAUCUGUGAGAUCAUUGUGGCUACAUUGUUGAAUCUGGAAAAAACCAAAGAUAAUAAAAAGUCACGUCUUGACCUUCGUGAUAUGGGUAUAAGAUCAGAAUUGCAUCCCAUUGAGAAGGGAAAUGGUAGGAGUGUUCUGCCUCCAGCUUGCUUUACAAUGAAAAAGAAGGAAAAAGAGAUAUUUUGCAAAGUUUUGAAAGGGAUAAAAGUUCCAGAUGGCUACGCAGCAAAUAUUUCUAGAUGUAUUAAAGUAAAGCCAUCAAAAAUUUCUGGAUUAAAAAGUCAUGAUUACCAUAUUUUGAUGCAACAACUUCUCCCAAUAGCUCUGCGCAGGACUUUAUCAAAAGCAGUUCGCUCUCCUUUAGUCAAAUUGAGCAGGUAUUUUCGCAAGUUGUGCUCCAAAGUUUUGGAUCCAGCAGAUUUAGUUCAUUUGGAAAAAGAGAUUGGUAUCAUACUUUGUCAAUUAGAAAGGAUUUUUCCACCAUCCUUUUUUAAUGUGAUGGUACAUCUGGCUGUUCAUUUGGUUAGCGAAGCAAAAAUAGGAGGGCCUGUCCAUUAUCGGUGGAUGUAUCCUAUAGAAAGCCAACACCAUAAAAUGGUGGAGGAGCAAAAUCCAUGUGCUGGAAAACAUGUCAUUGAGCGUAUUCAUUGUGAGAACUUUGCAGAUUGGUUUUCGGACCAUGUUAAGCAGAUUCAAGUGGCUGAUGGUGUUGACAUCUCCAAAGAUUUGAAACUUCUGGCUAGGGGUCCAAAUAAUGUGGGGAGAACAUAUCAAAAGAUUCUUGUCAAUGGCUUUCGCUUCCAUACAAGACAAUUAGAAUCUCAGAGGAAAACUCAGAAUAGUGGGGUUCUUGUCAAUGCAACAACAUCAAGCUUUUCGAGUACUAAAGAUAAUAAUCCAAUUUUAAGUGACUUGGCUUACUAUGGUAUUUUGACGAAUAUCCUUGAGUUAAAUUACACUGAAGGCCGAACUGUCACCUUAUUUGAAUGUGAUUGGAUAUCAAAAGGCAAAAGAUUAAAGCAAGAUGAGGAUGGAUUCACAUUGGCCAACUUCAAGAAUGUAAAGCCUCACCCUGAGCCAUAUGUGAUAGCAACCCAAGUUUCACAAGUUUUUUAUGUUGAAGACCCUUUAGCUGAAGGCUGGAGUGUUGUUGUUGCUACAUCUCCUAGGAAUGAGUUUAUGAUGGACCCCGUAUGUGAUAUUGAGAUGUAUUUGCAAAGCACAAUUACCUCAACAACUCAAAUGGACAAUGAGAAUGAAGACAUUCGAUGGGUUCGAGAAGAUGAUGGAGAUGAAAUACUCCACUAG